AUGAGCUAUUCUCUCCUUCUAGCCUACGUCUACUUCUUGAUUUCGACCGCACGCCCUGUCAGAUCUGCUUGCGAUCCGGUACCGCCGUUGUCUCUGCCUAUCGGGAAUGCCACAAUUACAGAUCGAGAUGUCGUCAGAUGGGGGUUGGGAGUACAAUUCGGAACUCCUCCUCAGACCAUAGUUGCAGCCCUGGAUGCAGACUGGAAUAGCACAUCGUUCUGGAACACGAGUUUCCCCUGCGGUAACCUAACCAGACCGGCCUGCUCUUGGGUACAUGGAGGAUCUUUCAACGACGCGAGCUCGACCUCAUGGAGGGCGCCAUCGGAUCCUGACCUGACUGACAGCAGCCCAGGCAACGAGACAAUCAGUAUACGGGGGACUGACACUUUAAACCUGGGUUCGGAUAUAUCAAUCGACCAAUUCCCAAUCUACUUUCCAAAGCCGAGAGUUAUACCUCAGAACUCCCUAGGCCUUGGACCAAAUUCCACCUUUCUCAACCUACUUUUCGACCAAGGGAAAAUCGCAUCGAAGACAUGGUCAUUGUUCUGGGGCUGGCAGGGGGCCGAGAAGGAAAACCAGAUGAAUGGAAGCUUAGUGCUGGGCGGAUAUGACAAGGCGAAGAUGGGAGGCGCAAAUUUAACAGCCAAAUUCUCGGACGGAGUUGGAUGUCCGAGUUCGUUACUCGUCUACCUGAGCAACAUUGCUGUUAAUCACGCCGAUGGCAAUAAGACUAGCCUGUUCAGUACGGCAGGGUCUGCAUUGCGCGCAUGUAUCAAGGCAGACAACCCUCAGGUCACUCUUCCAGAGGACGUUUUUGAGAACCUGAAGAAAGCGUUUCCUGGGAAGACGGUUGAGCACUCGACGGGAAUAUAUCCCAACAGCCUUGCCUAUGAGCCGGAGAAUAUAUUCGCCGGCAAUAUCACCUUUACUCUAUCUUCUGGCCUCCAGAUCACUAUACCAAAUCAUCAGAUCGUCCUCCCAAACGUAGCGAUCGACGACAACGGAGAGCAGGAAAUUGUUGAUAACAACAAGACCAUCAACUUUGCUCAGACCAGACAGGGAGUUAUGUCUUAUCUCGGCCAGCCUUUCCUCACAGCCGCCUACCUACAUGUUGAUAACGAGCUCAAGGAAUUUACGGUCUGGCAGGUGAAUCCAACAACAGACACCGAAUUGGUCCCAGUUCAACAUGACUCGGAUGAAUGUGGUAAUGACGACGAUUCUUCAUCCCUGAGCGGCGGCGCCAUCGCCGGUAUCGUUGUCGGGGUCGUCGCUUUCCUGGCGCUAGCAGCUUUGGGGCUGUUCUUCUUCUUGAGGCGGCGCAACCAAAGCAAGGACAGGGAUUCAAAAGCCGGCCUCCCCCUGGUUAAUACGAGUCAUGGAGUGGAAGACAAGAAACAUUAUAAUCCUCAGGAAAUGGAUGCUGGAGUAGGUCAACAGGCGCCUGCGGAGCUGCCUGAUAGGGAUUAUCCGCCGCAAGAGCUUCCGGCAGAUGUCCCAUCAUCUAACAAAUGA
Molecule: messenger RNA, 1512 nt
Organism: Microsporum canis CBS 113480
Lineage: Eukaryota; Fungi; Ascomycota; Eurotiomycetes; Onygenales; Arthrodermataceae
Exons: 3
Coding region: 1-1512 (503 amino acids)
Source: RefSeq, a predicted model, not a curated record